This is a messenger RNA of Octodon degus (degu), 1434 nucleotides long. RefSeq names its product keratin, type I cuticular Ha2. Bases 1 to 1314 code for a protein of 437 amino acids. Lineage: Eukaryota; Metazoa; Chordata; Mammalia; Rodentia; Octodontidae. The transcript has 8 exons. The record is from RefSeq and is a predicted model, not a curated record. Gene Ontology annotation, molecular function: structural molecule activity.
AUGACUCGUGCCAGCUCGGACCGCGAGCUGUUCUGCCUCGGUGGGCCCGGGCCCCAGACCUUUGCCGGUGUCCGCAGAGAGCUGAUCUGGGCUCGCUCUGCCUGCCCCCGAAGAAGCUGCCCGCCUGAGCUGCGGCGGUCUCCCUCUGCACAACCAGCCCCACCGGCCCACUGCUUCUCGGACUUGCCCCUGUCCAGCUCCUCCCGGUCGCCCUACAGCACCUCUAGCUCCAUGGGUUCCUACGUGCGGUACACCGAUAUCUCCCUCGCAAGCGGUGAUCGGGAGACCAUGCAGUUCCUGAACGACCGCCUGGCCAGCUACCUGGAGCGGGUGCGGCAGCUGGAGCGCGAGAACGCAGAGCUGGAGCGGCGCCUCCAGGAGUCGGAGAAGCAGCCGCGCACCGCCAAGAGUCCCGACUACCAGCCCUUCUUCCGGACCAUCGAGGAGCUGCAGCAGAAGGUUCUGUUAACCAAGGCGGAGAACACCAGGAUGGUGGUGCACAUUGACAAUGCCAAGCUGGCUGCUGAUGACUUCAGGACCAAGUACGAGACCGAGGUGUCCCUGCGGCAGCUGGUGGAGGCCGACAUCAACGGCCUGCGCCGGAUCCUGGACGAGCUGACCCUGUGCAAGUCCGACCUGGAGGCGCAGGUGGAGUCGCUGAAGGAGGAGCUGCUCUGCCUCAAGAGGAACCAUGAGGAGGAAGUUGCUGAGCUCCAGAGCCAGCUUGGGGACCGCCUUAACAUUGAGGUGACCGCUGCGCCCCCUGUGGACCUAACCCGCACACUGGAGGACAUGAGGAGCCAGUAUGAGGCCAUGGUGGAGGCUGGCCACAAGGACGUGGAGCAGUGGUUCAGAACGCAGAUGGAGGAGCUGAACCAGCAGGUGGCCACGAGCUCUGUGCAGCUGCAGAACUACCAGUCAGACAUCAUAGAUCUGAAGCGAACGGCCAACGCGCUGGAGAUCGAGCUGCAGGCCCAGAACAGCCUGAGGGACUCUCUGGAUAACACCCUGGCAGAAACCAAGGCCCGCUUCAGCUCCCAGCUGGCCCAGAUGCAGGGCCUGAUCGACAGCGUGGAGGCGCAGCUGGCCGAGAUCCGCUGCGACCUGGAGCGGCAGAACCAGGAGUACCAGCUGCUGCUGGACACCAAGGCGCGGCUGGAGGGCGAGAUCGACACGUACCGGGGGCUGCUGGACAGCGAGGACAGCAAGUUGCCCUCUCGCCCAUGCCCUGAUCCCUCUGCCCCGCUGAGCACAUCCCGUACCACCUGUGUACCUCACACCAUCCACGUGCCCUGCGUGCUGGGCCGCUUCUGAAGUCCCAGCACCUUCUGUGAAGCUUGGCCUUAGCUUGGUGGCCACCCAAGAAGCAGGGCUGUCUAGCAGUGGACCACCCGCAAUGCCCGCUGGCAGCGCAGCGAGAGCUAUUGUCCCGGC